AUGCUGCAAGGAAAGAGCUUUACUAAUCCAUCCGACUCUGUGAAUACCGUGACAGAAUCUGACAAUCUUGCCCAGACUAUAGAUGCCAGCAACCUCAAACAGGACACUAUAGAUCUACUGCAUGGACUGACUCAAAGCAGUGAGAGAGAUGAUCAAGUAUUUGAUGUGCUGAUUGUAGGAGGUGGAGCUACUGGUGUAGGAUGUGCCUUGGAUGCUUGCACUCGCGGCCUGCGCACAGCCCUUGUUGAACGAGACGACUUUGCUUCAGGAACAAGUUCACGCAGCACAAAACUAGUGCAUGGUGGAGUGCGGUAUCUGGAAAAGGCGUUUAUGGAAAUGGAUUAUGAGCAAUACAAACUAGUUGUAGAAGCACUGCAUGAACGAGGAAUAUUCCUAAAGAUUGCUCCAUAUCUGGCUUACCAGCUGCCUAUUAUGCUGCCCAUAUCACAAUGGUGGAAGAUUCCGUACUAUUGGGUUGGUGCAAAGGCAUACGACAUUCUCGCUGGAAGUGAAGGACUUGCUCAUUCUUACUUUUUGACCAGAUCUCGUGCUUUGGAAGCAUUUCCUAUGCUGAAAAAGGACAGGCUCAAGGGUGCCAUUGUCUACUACGACGGCGCUCACAAUGAUUCGCGCAUGAACGUCGCUAUUUCUCUGACUGCAAUUGCACAUGGAGCUGUUGUGGCUAACCAUGUUGAAGUCGUUGGAAUCUUGAAAAAAGCCCGUGUGACAAAUGUCGGCAAGCAUGGAUUGGGCGACGAGGAAAUCUAUGGUGCUGUAGUAAAAGACACUCUCAGUGGAGAGUCGUGGACUAUCCGUACAAAGGGAAUCAUCAAUGCUACUGGUCCAUUUACUGAUGAAAUGAGGAAACUAGAUGGUGGAGUCAAUACUGAAAAGAUUGUUGCUCCAAGUGCGGGUGUUCAUAUUAUUUUGCCAAAUUACUACAGUCCACGAAACAUGGGUCUAUUGGAUCCAAGCACUAGCGAUGGCCGGGUGAUCUUUUUUUUGCCGUGGCAAGGUAGCACUAUUGCUGGAACAACUGACUCUCCUACAAAAGUUACAUCUGAUCCUACUCCAUCAGAUGAUGAUAUAAACUGGAUUCUCAAGGAAAUUGGAAACUAUCUCUCUCCUGAAAUCAAGGUCAGACGAGGCGAUGUGCUUGCUGCCUGGUCGGGCAUUAGACCACUAGUACGAGAUCCUAAUUCCAAAAAAACUGCUGCUUUGGUUCGUAGUCAUAUGAUUAAUGUAUCCCAGUCAGGACUAUUGACAAUUGCUGGUGGAAAAUGGACUACAUAUCGUGCUAUGGCUCAAGAGACUAUUGACAAGGCGAUUGAAAUCUUUGAUCUCAAACCGACCGGUCCGUGUAUUACCGAGCAUCUACAACUCAUUGGCAGCAACGGGUGGUCCAAAAAAAUGUUUAUCAAACUAAUUCAGCAUUUUGGACUUGAAACAGAGGUUGCACAACAUCUUUCUGAUAGUUACGGCGAUCGUGCAUGGGCUGUUGCUUCUUUAGCUGCUCAAACUGGCACACGAUGGCCAUUGUUUGGACUCCGAUUAGCUCCUGGAUAUCCUUAUAUUGAAGCAGAAGUUUUAUAUGCAUGUCAGCGCGAGUAUGCGUGCACAUUGGUGGAUGUCAUUGCUAGACGUACACGACUUAGCUUUUUGAAUGCUCAGGCUACACUCGCAGCACUUCCUCGAAUUGCUGAAAUCAUGCAAGCAGAAUUGGGUUGGGAUACUGAUCGUCGCAAUAAAGAAAUUGCCAAUGCGACACAUUUUCUUACAAGCAUGGGUCUUACAAUCAAAGACAAAAACAUGUUUCCAGCAGAUGGUAGCAAACCCCUCAUUUCAAGUUUAUCGCAAGAUCAGGCCCGCUUUUUUGCUCGUACACAUUUUCUACCAAGCGAACUUGCUGCCUACCGCCAAGUCUUCAACACUCUUGACGUAGAUAAAGACGGCAGCAUUUCACAAAGUGAUUUUGGCACAGCUAUGGCCAAGCUUGGUGAACACAUGAGUAAAGAAGACUUGCUUGCAGCAAUUGAGGAAGUUGACUUGAAUCACAGUGGAUCGGUUGAAUUUGAAGAAUUUUUGGAGGUGCUGGCUGCUGUCAAGGAUAUACGGAGUCGGUCUAGAUUUGCCAAGAUUGUUGCUCGUGUUCAAGAGCGUGAACAAUUUCCAACUGAUCGAAGUGGUGGUGGUGUUUAA
This is a messenger RNA of Batrachochytrium dendrobatidis JAM81, 2199 nucleotides long. RefSeq names its product glycerol-3-phosphate dehydrogenase. Bases 1 to 2199 code for a protein of 732 amino acids. Gene Ontology annotation, biological process: glycerol-3-phosphate metabolic process. The transcript is spliced from 8 exons. Gene Ontology annotation, cellular component: glycerol-3-phosphate dehydrogenase (FAD) complex; mitochondrion. The record is from RefSeq and is a predicted model, not a curated record. NCBI's taxonomy places the organism in Eukaryota, Fungi, Chytridiomycota, Chytridiomycetes, Rhizophydiales. Gene Ontology annotation, molecular function: glycerol-3-phosphate dehydrogenase (quinone) activity; calcium ion binding.